This is a messenger RNA of Pungitius pungitius (ninespine stickleback), 4321 nucleotides long. RefSeq names its product calcium activated nucleotidase 1a (gene cant1a). The transcript has 4 exons. Bases 1069 to 2352 code for a protein of 427 amino acids. The record is from RefSeq and is a predicted model, not a curated record. Gene Ontology annotation, molecular function: UDP phosphatase activity; GDP phosphatase activity; calcium ion binding. NCBI's taxonomy places the organism in Eukaryota, Metazoa, Chordata, Actinopteri, Perciformes, Gasterosteidae. Gene Ontology annotation, biological process: proteoglycan biosynthetic process.
UUAAAUACUCAAAUAUCGCUGUUACUGAUCAAUGCAUCAUGCAGUGUUUGUGGAUGCAACCACUUCCUAUCAAGUCCUCAGUCAAAUGCACAUCUGUUUGGUUGUGCCUUGACAUUCAGAGGCUCUGGGGGUGUGACUGACAGCUAGAAAGGUUUUUGAUUUAUAGGCCUAACGCUGUGUCCUUGAUCUGUUGCCUUUGAAGACCACCUCCCCAGAUGUCAUCCUUUUUAUGGCGGCACAAAGCAGAGAUGCUCACAUUUUUCCAUCAGGGGAAAGCAGCGGGUUUAUUUAUUAUUUGAGAGGGUCGGGACCAGGUCUAGGUGAGGUCCAGGUCUAGGUUAAGUCCAGGUCUAGUCAGUACCAGGUCUAAGUCAGGACCAGGUCUAAGUCACUACCAGGUCAAGGUGAGGUCCGGGUCUAGGUGAGGUCCAGGUGCUUGAAUGGGACCAUUUUCCACUUAGUUUACUCGCAACCACUACGAUGAUGAUGUCUUUGGUAAUUUGUCAUUAUUUUAUUGAUAGAAGUUGAUUUGGACAGAAACCUGUUUGAGAUAUGCCUCGAGGCCCUCAGAAGUUGCUCGUUGAUUAAUGAUUAACUCGUGGAACUCCUCCGACAUUUUCCUCGACUGAAGCUCAGAACGAGUUGAAUCGGUUAUUAACCAACCUCACCGUGACGGGAAAGUAGGUUUGGGUGGAACGUGUACCGUUAUCAAGCUGAUCUCUGGCCUCAGUCCCGUCAGAGUCACCUCACAGGAACGCCUCCAUUAUGUAGCAACCUAACGCUACGGAGACCUUUUUUUCCCAUACAAAAGAUAAGAGGAGUUCCGUCUCUCAACUACCUUUCCCUCGCCCUCCGGGUGGCUCUUUGGCCCCCCCCGGCGGGGGGGGUUGCGACGAUGGUUGAAGCCCGGACUCAUUGUGUUGGCUCGCCCCUUUGGACUCGAACAUAAUCCUCAGGGACCGGUCAAAGUUCGCGAGCGCUGCAGCGAUCCUCAGAGCCCAUGCAAGUGAUCGGUGAGCGGCCCGGAGCUCCGGACAGCUCUAGCUCGAGGACGGUGAGACAAAUCCGAUGGCGCAGGGUCAGCGCUCCGGCAGCAGCAGCAGCAGGAGGAGACGACGGGCUCAAUCCGGGCCUGCGUCCUCCAUGCCUGCUCCCUCGGGCUUCGCUUCACCGGAGAAGAAUGAGCCUGUGAACAACCUGCUCAUCUCUGUCGGAGGCCUCCCCAUGUUGGCGUCCAUGGCCAACACCACCGACCCCCGCUUCCGCCUCAAGUGGAGGCCCAUCGUGGCGGUGGCCUUCUUCCUGGCGACUUUCCUGGUGCUCUUCAUGCACCUGCGCUCCCGCUCCGACGACCCGCACGGCUGGAGGGCCGCCCGCGUGGACGGCCGCCCGCCCGCCCCCCGCUACAACGACACCUACCCUCUCAGCCCGCCGGAGCGCACGCCGCACGGCGCCCGCUACCGCAUCGGACUCAUCGCCGACCUGGACAAGAGGUCCCGCAGAAACCAGACGCUGGCGUGGUUCAGCUACCUGCGGCGGGGCCAUCUGUCGGUGUCCCCGAGCGGUGACAAGGUGGCGGUGGAGUGGGACGCGGAGAGGGUGGUGCUGGAGAGCAGCCUGUCGGAGAAGGGGAGGGGCAUGGAGCUGUCCGAGCUGGUCGCGUUCAACGGGAAGCUCUACAGCGUCGACGACCGGACGGGCGUAGUCUACCACAUCGACGGGGACAAGAUCGUGCCCUGGGUCAUCUUGGCCGACGGCGACGGCAGCGUAGCCAAAGGGUUCAAAGCCGAGUGGAUGGCGGUGAAGGACCAGCACCUGUACGUCGGCGGUCUGGGGAAAGAGUGGACCACCACUGAGGGGGUGUUUGUCAACAACAACCCGAGCUGGGUGAAGGUAGUGGGCUUCAGGGGGGACGUGCAACACGAGAACUGGGUUCCCGUCUACAAAUCUCUCAAGGCUGCUGCAGGGUUGGAGCCUCCAGGGUACCUCAUCCACGAGUCAGCGGCGUGGAGCGAAGCCCUGCAGCGCUGGUUUUUCCUCCCCCGGCGCGCCAGCAAGGAGCGCUACGAGGAGGCGGCGGACGAGCGCCGCGGCACCAACCUCGCCCUCAGCUGCUCGGCGGAUUUCCGCGACAUCCUCGUGAGCCGCGUGGGUCCGCUUAACCCCACCCACGGGUUCUCCUCCUUCAAGUUCGUCCCGAACACAGACGACCAGGUCAUCGUGGCUCUCAAGUCGGAGGAGGACGGCGACAAGGUUGCCACGUACAUCACGGCCUUCACGCUCAAAGGACGCAUCCUGAUGCCUGAAACCCUGAUCGGGGAUGUGAAGUACGAGGGCUUGGAGUUCAUAUGAACUUUAAGGCUCGCCGUGUUGACACUGCACUGUUCUAUUUUGUUUGCAAUCAAGUCACCGUUGAACUUACUGCACUCGCUGCUUCCUUCGUUGAGGCAGAAGUUCCAUGGAUCGUGUUCAGUACAUAGAAGAACAGGCUGACACUGUAAAAAAAAAAGGUUCUUAUUUUUGAGUUGAGGGCCAGUCAACAUAAACAAUGCCAGCAAGUCCAUAGACAGUCUCCUCACCGAGGACAGAUGUGGCCCUCAACAGUAGUGCAGCGUUUCUUAUGAUGAAUGUACACAAGAUUGAUUUAUCAGACUGUGAUUUCUGUUCGCAGAGCAUACAUGUGCACAUACUGUACACUCUCAAAAGGUUUGUUUGUCCUGUUUGCUCCAUGUUAAACAUCAUUCUGCACACACCAAUUUCAUUGAAAUAACUAAACAGUUGUUAUUCUUCAUGUACAUUAUUUGAAGGACAAUGAGUGCUAUAAUUGUUUGUGAUGAAUGACUGAGUAAAAAUGGCUUGAUUCUUAUUUUCUGACUCUUCGUCGUUUAAGUAAUGUAAAUUUUUCACUAGAGACUCAAGUCGAAAUUAUGACUUAAGAUAUGCGCAUGCGCAGGCUCAUUGCAGCCGGUUGUUGACGUCACUCCGGUCACAGAGAGGUGUCGUUCGUGUUUUAACAACGGCUCUGUCUGAAUAUCUGAAUAUCUUGCCAAAUUUACCAAACUGUAAACGUUCUACGGAAACUUGCACCCACUCACUCCGCACCUCGUAACCAACAGGGAGGGACAGGGACGUCUGACGUAUGAAAAGUGAAAGUUGUUUCAACGCCUAUUCGUAGACGUUGAAAAGACGUCUAUGCUUAGACCACAUAUCAACGUGAUUUUUAAUACGGUAAAAUGUCGUCCUCUACUUUGUGCUAUAGCAUUAUUUUAUAGGUUUAAAAAGAAAUGACGUCCACAUUUGUACGUUUACCACCGAUAUUAAAAAUCACGUUGAAAACUGGUCUAAACAUAGACGUCUUUUCAACGUCUUUUCAACGGAUAAAUUGCUCGCUGGAAAAGUACAAGUUACACAGUCAGUUGUCAUGUCAACAGCCCAUAACAAGGACAACACAAUUAGAUUAAUUUGUAUUUAUUCAUAUCAAUAUAGAAUAUAAUUUUGUGUUUGUAAACCAUUUUUCUAAAUCAUUGGCGGUUGAAAAGACGUUGGAAUGAGGUCUUAGACAUUCAGACCUCAUUUCAACCCGAUUUCAACCAUAUUUCAACGUUGAAAUAACGUCUUGUGCUCACUGGGAGUGGUCCGCUUUGAGCGGAGUCUAAAUUAUCGGUAUUUCCGAGUCCGAGAUGAAUUAAAGUUAUUGGGAGAUAAAAUACAUUCCGGGUGGAAUUUACUCGGCAAUUGUGAUAAACGAUUGAAAGGUCCUCUCUUUGUGGAACCAGUGUUGCCAAUUAUUCAACGAGGAAAGACGCUGGAGAAUCCGCGGCGGCUUUGCGCAUGCGCGCGUGACUUUCAGACUGGACGUGACUGCGCUCAUGACUGCAGCUGCGCUGCUGCAAGCCGCGAGGUUUCUGUGUCACUCGCGUAGGACAGUAACUGCAAAACGAUACGCGCUUUCACGUCAGACACCACAAAAGUCUCAAAUGAAAGCAGGUCGCCGGAUUCGUCGCUAGUCCCUUUUGACAAAAAGUCGCCAAGAGGCUUUGGAAAGUCAAUCUUAAGUCACAAUUUCGACUUUUUAACUUCUUAACUUCUAACUUCUCUAUCUUUCUCUUUUUUUGUGGCGGAAAUGGAGUUUAAUAAAAAAUGCAUUUCAAUGAACACAUCAAUUAAUGUGUAAUUUAUAUUUGAGGGAUCGCUUGACAUUUGUGUGUGGGUUUUUUCAGCCUCGUCUCUGCAGAUCCACAAAUGUGUUUUUUUUUUCAACAUCAACCGAUCUGUACCAAUCACAUGUCACCCUCAUUUCAACCAAUCACAUGAACGCAGC